AUGGCAAAAUUCCUGGCUAUGUUGGGCACUGGACUGGAAAAUACAAAUAACCGGGAUCCCAUUAAAUCAGAAUAUAUUGAGGCCUCACCAGUGGCAUCAACCGACCUUGAUAUUGCGAUCACGACGAAAGCCGGCGGACAAAACAAGAUUCUUGCACCAGAAGCAUCAAGCUCGGUAGAUCCAGCGACAGUGUCAAGCAUCCUUCCUGAAGCUUCCUCAUGGCCGUCAGUCACCGAGUUGACCACAUAUCCAACAUCAACUGGGCCGCCAACUGUCAUGGAUAUCGGUGUAUCGGAAGCCAGUCCAUCAAGAUCAACCAGUCCAAUAGAUGCAACAACCUCAUAUAAUUCAUCAUUGUCACCAAUCCCCUCGACCACACUGUCAAGCUCAAACUCAUCCUCUCUCAAAUCCACCGUAACAACCUCAACAAGAACCAUAACCUCAGCCUCAGAAACAACCUCAGCAAUAACCGACGCAACGGCUUUCUCCGGCGGCCCAUCAAAAACAACAAAAAUCGCCAUAGCAGUCCCAGUCUCAGUAAUAGGCCUGGCUCUAAUUCUAGCGCUCCUGUUCUUCCUCUCCCGCCGACGACGCCGCAACAAGGAACCUAACGGCCUGCCCCCAUCUUAUGACAUAGCAACAGGCCAUCGAAGCGCGGUAUCAACACAAGAGCUAAUGAUAUCUCCGAAAUCCUCGACACCAGAACCAAGAUAUCCACUUUCUACACCGGCAAUGUCCUCAACAGCCACAGCCAUGGCUCUACCCAUGCCUCGAAUCCCGAUUAUCAGCGUCUCUCCCUCAACAGAAAGUCGGGGCCGAACACCCAGUCCCAGUCCUAGCCCCAGUCCUGGGACCUCUUUGCGCCGCAUGUCUAUGAGCCGUGGACCUGGUGACUCUGUGCCAGAGCUUGGAGUUGCGGUUGCGGUUCCGAUGGAUCGUAGACGGAGUGCUACGGAGCAUGGAUUUAGGGGCCGGGUUGAAUCUGUUACAUCGUCGAGGGGACAGUUGUCAAGGGGGCCGUCGCAGUUGGCUAGGAUGCCGUUUGAGGAUUUUUCAGACGAUGAGGUUGGUAUUGGCAUUGCUCAUGGUGGCUCGGAUGAUGAGGAUGCUGUUUCUGAUGUGUCAGAUUUGGAUGGGCGGAGAAGGGAGAGGGACUUUGAUGAGCAUUCUGUGGUGUCUUCGUUUGGGGAGGUGUCGCCGAUAGGUGAGCAGGACAGGAGGCGGUUUAGGGGAGUUUGA
Penicillium vulpinum is the source of this 1239-nucleotide messenger RNA. RefSeq lists its product as uncharacterized. Lineage: Eukaryota; Fungi; Ascomycota; Eurotiomycetes; Eurotiales; Aspergillaceae. The record is from RefSeq and is a predicted model, not a curated record. The transcript has a single exon. Bases 1 to 1239 code for a protein of 412 amino acids.